Carassius carassius (crucian carp) is the source of this 1551-nucleotide messenger RNA. RefSeq lists its product as uncharacterized. The transcript has 8 exons. Lineage: Eukaryota; Metazoa; Chordata; Actinopteri; Cypriniformes; Cyprinidae. The record is from RefSeq and is a predicted model, not a curated record. Bases 121 to 1551 code for a protein of 476 amino acids.
GCAAACAUAGGCGCUGCAGCCCUGGUUCUCAGUGUGGGUUUACGUAGUCUGAGAGGUGGAAACAGAAAAUAGAGAUUGUCGUUAUCGUUAUUAUAGUUAUAGUAGGUUUGAGUUGUCACAAUGGUGAAUUCUUGUGUUUGUUUUGGAUGCAACAACUCCAACUUGUCUGGCCAUCGGGUCCACCGAUUUCCAAACAAGAAACACAAAGAUUUCCGUGCUUGGAUACGUUUCGUCCAGGCAAAGAGAAGCAAUUUCGCUGCCUCCUCGUUGACUAGACACACGGUGGUAUGUGAAAAACACUUCACACCGGACAGCUACAACCAAGGAGAUCUUAUGGAAUUUCGCAUGGGAUUUCGACGAAAAGAGUGGGUUAGGCUGGCAAAUGGAGCUGUGCCAUCGGUGCAUGCAAGUCCACCUGCAAAAUCUGGCGGGAGUGAAGAGUCUAACGUUAAUGUUAGCACUAGCAGAGAAUCUGCGCGUCGAAAACGGGAGCUUUGCACAGCCUGCGGAACUUGUGGCUAUGAGCGUUACUGGCAAAACCAAGAGAAGGUGCAUCGAAACAUGCCUGCCUGCAACCUUUUACUCAGCGGUGCCAUCCACUUCUCAGGUUGCAUGGCUACUCAGACAAUCAGGAUGCUGAAGCUGUUUGGACUGCAGUGCAUAAGUCCCGGCACUUUUUUCCGCCAUCAGCGCUAUUACACUAUCCCUACCAUCGUGCAGGCCUGGAGGAAUGAGCAGAGUGGGAUCAUCAGGGAGUUGAAGGAGACUGGGGGUGGAUUGAUCCUGUCUGGUGACUGCAGAUCAGAUUCUCCUGGACACUGUGCCAAGUAUGGUAGCUACUCCUUGAUUGAGGAUCGAAUUAACAAAGUUUUGGAUGUUCAGCUUGUCCAAAGCUCAGAAGUCCCAAGCAGCUCUUGGUGUGAGCUAGAGGGUCUAAAGCGGAGUAUGCAGUUCCUGAUGGACCAAGACAUGCAAGUGUCUGCUCUGAUAACAGACAGAAAUCGGCAGGUGGCCAAGUGGGUACGUGAGAAAAUGUGUUCAGAAGGAACAAAGCAUUUCUUUGACGUCUGGCAUAUUGGGAAAAGUGUACAGAAAGCACUGGAUGCUGCUGCAAAAGAGAGGGACUGUGAGGAUCUGAAGCUGUGGAGGCCUGCCAUUAUCAACCAUCUCUAUUGGACCGCAGCUUCCACCCCUACAGGAGAUCCAGAUGAGAUGCAGGCAAAAUGGCAGACCCUACAUUUCAAUAGUAAUGGCAACAGAGAUGUAGCGCGUACUAGUGAGGGUGAGGUACGCUACGCUGUUCGCUACCCACGGUUUCGGAAAGGUGGCUGGGUAGUCCACCCCAUCAAGGAGAAACCAUCUUACGGAUACGCAACAAAUCUUAUGGUCUCUCUGGUAGAGGAAUACUGCAAGUCACCACAGGCCCUACAAGAAAGCAGUGCUGUCUUGUCCUCUGCUGCACCGCCCCCCCUCACCUCUUCCGUCCAGAAGGUUGCCAAGGAUGAGGCAGUCAGCCUCCAUCUCGCACGACACUCACGUUUUAACAUGUAA